Molecule: messenger RNA, 840 nt
Organism: Didymella exigua CBS 183.55
Lineage: Eukaryota; Fungi; Ascomycota; Dothideomycetes; Pleosporales; Didymellaceae
Exons: 1
Coding region: 348-542 (64 amino acids)
Source: RefSeq, a predicted model, not a curated record
GCAUUAUGCAGCUGUGGUCGAGGGACCGACCCACGCCUGAUCGUGAGACUAACACCAUCAAUGUGCACGUUGUGGGGCGUGACUGACGUUUCGACGGGCAGACUGGUCAUCACAGACGAGACCGUUAGUACUUGGAGGAACCUCAGAGGUGCGAUAUCGAGAUCGGGCACCUUAGUACGUUUGUAAGCCUCGGUAGGCACGGAAAUACCUGGUCUUACGAUUCGUAUGAAAAGUUCUCCAGCAAGGAAUAAGGCCUCUAACCCACAGAUCCAUUGCAAGUGUUAGCAAGCAUGGCGUCUCAGAAACGGCUCCACCUCAAAUCUUCCAUGCAGCCCUUUCGCUGCAAAAUGGCGCCUGGAGAUGUACCGGGGCUAAUGCAGAGGCGAACCCCAACUUCAAGCGUCUCGACCUUCACUCGCGAGCUGGAGAGGGAGACUUCGACGCCUUGUUCAUGGCCGAUCACCGCGCGGUCCUCUCCGAAAUACCUUCUAUGCACGAGCGAGCCACACGGCGAGAGCGUCGGUGCUGGCUUUUGCUGUUAAAGAAGGAUUGGCUAUUUAACGGUCUUGUCGUUGCUGGAACCACAGAGGGUAUUAUGGAUGAGUAGAUCUUGGCCAUUCGAUUGACCUGGUGGCCUUUCUCGUCGACGUCGGUCUGGUUGGUGCAUGCAUAUCUGGUCGAUGCAGAGCCAAGCUCAACAACAUGUAGCAUAGCGACUCGCUAUCAGGAAGUCGUACAGGUUACUGCGGACUGACCACCAGCCUGACUGGCCAGGUGCACACGUCAAAAGCCGGUUUUGCGGGUCCCCAAGUAGGUAUAGGACCGUGCUGUGGAGCCAUG